UUGACCUUCAUAUUUUUAUCCAGUAGCCCUACAAAACCCGAUCCGACUCGGAAAAGGGGAAUUUCGCUCCUUUUAGUUUCUUGGGCUCAUCGUCUUCUUCCCCAAAUUCUCUGAUCUUGUUCACUCUCCUGUUAAUUUCAGAUCGAUUGUGUUGGAAAUAGGCAAAGAAAUAUGCCUCAGAGACACUCGAAGAACAAUAACGAUUUAGCCUUCUUCACCUAUGAUGAGAAGCGGAAGCUCGGCUACGGAACCCAGAAAGAGAGACUCGGGAAGGACUCCAUCAAACCUUUCGAUGUCUGUUGCUUAUGCUUGAAACCCUUCAUCGACCCCAUGUGCUGCCAAAAGGGUCACACCUUUUGUAAACAAUGCAUUCUUGAGUGCCUUUUGGCUCAGAAGAAGGAUAAUCAGAGGAAGCUUGCUGCAUAUACUGCUCAACAAAAGCAAGAGAAGGAAGAAGCAGAAGAGAAACUAAUGCAGCAGAAAGCUAGAGAACUUGAUGCAUUCGAUCAACAAAACCAUGGUGCUGUACCACAAUACAACGAUCGAAACCAAAGUCGGGACAAGAAUGGUUUCCAUGGGGCAAAUAGUGUAAAGGUUACUUCUUAUGAAGAAGAAGCACUCCGAACCAUGAAGGCAUUUUGGCUGCCUUCAGCUACACCAGAAGCUCCUGUUAAAGCAGGAGCCCCUUCAAGCAGUACAUUCUGUCCAGAAGGAAAUGAGAAACUUAAGCUAAAGUCCCUUUUUCCUAUACAUUUCACAGAGGACAAUAGUGAGCAGAAGAAAUCAAAAUCUUAUGAUGUUACAUACAUAUGCCCUAGUUGUAAGGUUACUCUAACAAACACAAUGUCUCUUGUGGCCUUAACUACAUGUGGCCAUGUCUUCUGUAAGAAAUGUGCUGAUAAGUUUAUGGCAGUGGACAAAGUUUGUCUUGUGUGCAACAAGGGAUGUAAAGUAAGGGAUUUGGUGAACUUGGAGAAAGGAGGCACAGGGUUUGCUGGCCAUGGGGAUUCACUUGAAGCAAGAGAUUUCAAGCAUUUAGGAAGUGGUUCUGGUUUGGGGCUGGUGAGGCCUGCCAUGAAGACUUAAGACCCAUCUUUGAUUAGGAAAUUAAAACCACUUGUCUGAUCUACUUCAUGAUUGUAAUUUUCUUCCAUGAUCCUUUCUGCCUUUUUUACUUAACUAAUUAGUAUGUGGUCUUGUAAAAUGGAAAUAUCAACAAGAAUCUUUAAAAAUGAUUUAUCCAAGGCUUAUAAAGCUAUCUCUUUCUCUCUC
This is a messenger RNA of Benincasa hispida (wax gourd), 1272 nucleotides long. Its product is annotated as E3 ubiquitin-protein ligase CSU1-like. Gene Ontology annotation, cellular component: nucleus. The record is from RefSeq and is a predicted model, not a curated record. Lineage: Eukaryota; Viridiplantae; Streptophyta; Magnoliopsida; Cucurbitales; Cucurbitaceae. Gene Ontology annotation, molecular function: ubiquitin protein ligase activity.